Rotaria sp. Silwood1 is the source of this 507-nucleotide messenger RNA. The record is from the annotation of a GenBank genome assembly. Lineage: Eukaryota; Metazoa; Rotifera; Eurotatoria; Philodinida; Philodinidae.
AUGUUGCCAAUCGAAUAUAUUGUUGAUUCAAGUUCAUCAGGGACAAAUUUUGAUUUUGAUGUUUUUGAUGAACAAUGGUUAAAGUCGAAUGAAACCAAUCGAUUUCUUUGGAUCAGUCGAGCGAAUUUGAAUAUAAUUCGUCAUCGAUAUGCAACAGAUUUGACCGAUCUUGAACGAGUUAAAAUUCGAUGUGACAUCAAUGAUCUUCGCGAAGAAACAAUUCGAGUUGAUGUUGAAAAAGGACUUGUAACCAUCAAAGCAUUGCAACGAAAAUUUGAUAACAAUAUUUUUGAAAAACGCAUUGAAUUGAGUAGUGAUGUUGAUAUACAAACGAUGAUCUCGUUUAUUGAUCCACAAAAACACGAGCUCAUCAUUGCAAUGAUCGUUGCCAAUGUUCAGCAUCGACGUGAUUCGUUCAGCAUGAUCAAUGUUUCACCACAUCGACGUUGUUCACUACAAAAAUCAUUUUCGAGUGAUGCACAAGGAUUAUCAAUAUCAGGUAAAUAA